AUAUCUUACGCCAGAGCAGCUCUCAGCCAUCAGAGUGGAGAGACACUACAAGCGGAGAGAGAAAGCGGGAGAGAGAGACGCACCGACGAGACUCGGAACAUAAACCGCGCAAGCUCCAGCGGAUCCACGCGGAGAGCCCACAGCCAGUCACCAGCAGCACUACGCGGGGUGUGUGUGUGGGAAAAAAAAAACUAGAAGAGCGAUGCAGUCGCUGUACCACCACCUGCUCAGCCUGCUGCUCGUCAGCACCCUGCAGCUUCACCAGCUCACCGAGGGCUGCUCGUGCGCCCUGACGCACCCGCAGGACGCGUACUGCAACUCCGACAUAGUCAUUCGCGCCAAAGUGGUGGGCAAGAAGCUCCUGCGAGAUGGACCUUUCGGAACGAUGCGCUACGCCGUCAAGCAGAUGAAGAUGUACAAAGGCUUCGAAAAAAUCCAGCAUGUGCAGCAUAUCUACACGGACGCUUCAGAGAGCUUAUGCGGUGUCAAGUUUGACAUCAACAAGUAUCAGUACCUGAUCACAGGGCGGGUGUACGACGGCAAGGUGUACACGGGACUGUGCAACUUCAAUGAGCGAUGGGAGCGCCUCUCGCUGGCUCAGAAGAAAGGCAUCAACCACCGCUACCAGCUGGGCUGCAACUGCAGGAUCAAGCCCUGCCACUACCUACCCUGCUUCGUGACCUCCAAGACCGAGUGCCUAUGGACGGACAUGUUGUCCCACUUCGGGUAUCCGGGUUACCAAUCCCGACACUAUGCCUGCAUCCAGCAGAAGGAGGGCUACUGCAGCUGGUACCGGGGCGUGAACGCCCGCGACAAAACCGUCGUCAACACAACUGACCCUUGAACCCCACCGAGCGAGUCUCGCCUCAACAACAAUCAGAACAAUGCUUAACUCAUUCAGUACCAGCCAAUUCUUGACCAAGUUCGAAAAGGCGUUUAAAAACGUCUUUGGGAGUGAAUGAGUUAAAAAAAAUAAAAAAAAUGUGCCGAGGGUCCGCAAAGCUACAUGUUGUCCAGCGACGGUGAGAUUUUAUUUUUGAUUGUACAUAAGCUACAGAAAUGAAUUAUCCGCUCAAGUGAAACCCCUGUAAAACGUUUAUUUAUCUGGAUCAGAUGGUUGAUUUGCUGAGGAUGUGUAUAUCUCUAUAUCGAAAGCUAUAUAUACAUAUAUUCUGUUCCAAACACAAAAACAAAAAAAAACUACUGUCCUAAAUGAAGGACAGGCAUUUUCAAGUUGACUAUCGUGUUGCCGUUUUUUUUUUGUUUGUUGCCGCCCCGCCACACACCCCCUUCUCAAAGUGUGAUCAUCAUUUCCUCGUCCGGUACUUGUCGCAAACCAAUCAACGAUAUGCAGAGCUUUCAGAUAGUUUUCUGUUUUUCAAUAUUUUGUUUUUGGUAUGGAAUCGUUUCAAAUGAACACAUACAGCAUAUAACCGUUUUUUUUUCUUUCCAGAGCAGUUACCUUCAGUUCAUUCCAUUAAAAAGUGAUCGACAUGCAAUCGCCUCGGGAUUGGACGAACUGCAGCUAUCGCCCGAUGAUCCCUAGUAUUCAUUCUCACGCGGACUAAAUUGGCAAUAGCGCAUUUUCUCCCGACUGAGGUGUUUUGCGUGUCCUAUUCUGUGGUUCGCAUUUGUGUAAAUAUACAUUCUCGAGUUUGAUCCUGAUGAAAAAAAAAAUCCAAUCAAGGAAACUGUGUACAGUCUAUGUGUCUAACGCCGUUUCCUGUAUAGCUAUUUUAUAUUUUUAUAAUAAAGAUUGAAUGAAUAUGA
This is a messenger RNA of Hippocampus zosterae (dwarf seahorse), 1770 nucleotides long. RefSeq names its product metalloproteinase inhibitor 3-like. Gene Ontology annotation, molecular function: protease binding; metalloendopeptidase inhibitor activity. The transcript has 5 exons. The coding region runs from base 203 to 844 and encodes 213 amino acids. Gene Ontology annotation, cellular component: extracellular matrix. Gene Ontology annotation, biological process: negative regulation of membrane protein ectodomain proteolysis; negative regulation of endopeptidase activity. The record is from RefSeq and is a predicted model, not a curated record. NCBI's taxonomy places the organism in Eukaryota, Metazoa, Chordata, Actinopteri, Syngnathiformes, Syngnathidae.